UUGUUCCUGUGGAUAUCUACGUUCCUGGCUGUCCUCCUACUGCUGAAGCUUUACUUUACGGUAUUUUCCAAUUGCACAAGAAGAUGAGAAGAACAAAGAUCACUCAACUUUGGUACAGAAAGUAAAAGAAGUAAAAAAUUAAUUUGUCCAGAAAAUAAAGUCAGAAUUAGAAAAUAGCAACCGUAAUAAAAAAAGAAAAAGGAUCUUUCUUUUGUUGUAUACAUUUUUUUUCUUUUUUUUUUCUUUACUCUUUUUCUAAACAAUGUCUACAACCACUGACCACGAAACAGCGACGGCAAGGAUAACCAGAGAAAGUACGACUGCUGUCAGAACAGCGGAUGAUGAUAGACCUACUCCUACCACUACCGAAAGGUCUACGACGGAAACGAGAGAAACUACUACCGAAGUAACUGCAACACGAUCAACAGAGGCUAAACCAACAGAGGACCCUACACCUACAGAAAGAACCUCGUCCAGGACUGUAGAACAAACGCCGACGGUUGACAGCUCAACAAGUGAACGAGCCACUACAUCCGACUCAGGGAGUACAAGGACAUCCGAAACGGCAACUCCUGACCGAACAACCACAGCAGUAACAACCGAAGAUUCGACGUCAAGGUCAGACCCUACUACGACUGUACCUUCGACAACACACGAUGUGACAACUAGUCAUAUUACCACGACAGCACAAACGAUUGAGCCACAGACUACGUCUUCCUUGGAAACAACUUCUACUGAUCGGACAUUCACAACAGAAAAUACGCCAACUACGACCAUAACCUCGCUUUUAUCAACAACAACAGGAGAGCAAACCUCUAAGGCUGAGCCAACUACUUCAACUAGAGUUACAGCCACAUCACCCGAAACACCAACGAGCAACACAACCCCUGAAAGUACGCCGACACCAACUUCAGCUACAGGAACAGAAACAACAUCAACAGCUGAAACCAUGACAACACCUGCAUCUCCUACAACAAGUUCUGAGCCGUAAGUAUGAAAAAUAUAUGCAAGCAUGCAAGUUUGUUACUCACUACAUUAUUUAUUUUUGGCUUUUUGCAUCAUUU
Molecule: messenger RNA, 1064 nt
Organism: Rhizopus microsporus ATCC 52813
Lineage: Eukaryota; Fungi; Mucoromycota; Mucoromycetes; Mucorales; Rhizopodaceae
Exons: 2
Coding region: 263-991 (242 amino acids)
Source: RefSeq, a predicted model, not a curated record